Messenger RNA from Numida meleagris (helmeted guineafowl), 1079 nucleotides. It is a transcript of the gene FBXL12, whose product is annotated as F-box and leucine rich repeat protein 12. The annotation marks the transcript as partial. The record is from RefSeq and is a predicted model, not a curated record. The transcript has a single exon. Gene Ontology annotation, biological process: SCF-dependent proteasomal ubiquitin-dependent protein catabolic process. Lineage: Eukaryota; Metazoa; Chordata; Aves; Galliformes; Numididae. Gene Ontology annotation, cellular component: SCF ubiquitin ligase complex.
CCCGUUCUCCCCCCUUUUCCUUUUCCCGUUCUCUCCCCCCAGCUCAGCUGCAGGACGCUGUGGCACGCGGUGCGGCACUGCCUGCGCGACAACCUGCGGACGCUGCGGCUCCGGGGCGCUCUGCGUUCCCCGGGCAGACACCGCCUCCUGUCCCCGGCUUUGCUGGCCGCCCUGGCCGCGCGCUGUCCCCGCCUCGAACGCCUCUGCCUGACCGAAGCCGACCUCCACCCUCUUCCUUACCCCAGCCUCCCCGCUUCCCUCUCAGCUCUGGAGCUGAGCUGCUGCGAGAUCCCCUCGCCGUGGUUCUGCGGCGGCUCCUCCUCCUCCCCGCUCCUGCGACGCCUGGAGCUCCGCAACGUCCCCGCUUUCUCCGACCGUCACCUCCUGAACGUCGCCGUCUCCUCCCGCGGCCGCCUGAGGACGCUGAGCCUGUCGGGGACGUACCGCCUGACGGACGCCGGCAUCGAGCGGGCGGCUCCGCACCUGGAGGAGCUGGAGCGGCUGGAGCUGCAUCGCUGCGUCCUCAGCGACUCGGCCCUCGGCUCCGUCGCCCGUCACGCCAAGCGGCUCCGGGUCCUGGCCGUCACCUCCGUUCCCCAGCUGACCGACGCGGGCCUGGCUUCCUUAGCGGCCCUGCAGCGCCUGGAGACGCUGCGCCUCGAUCUGGACAACAAGUUUUCCCUGGACGCCGUCGUCGCCUUGUGCCGAGCGCUGCCCCGGCUGCGGGACUUCGCCUUGGACGGGGUUCGCUCGGAGGACGAGGCCGCGGGGGAAAUCCGGGCGUGCGUGCCCCGCUGCAGCUUCUCGCCCCCGGCUUAAAAACCCGGGCCCGGAUCCGGGCUCAUUCCCGAUCCCCAGCGCGAGGGCGUCCCCGAGGCGCCUUCGAUUUUGGGGGGGGUGGGGGUGGGGGAGGCCCCUCUCAACCCGGCCGCUGGUUUCGGGAGGGGGAUUUUCGCCGGCGUCGGGAGCUGCGCCGCGGGCUUGGGGGGAAACUGAAGCCCGGGGUCUUGUCAGGGGUCGGAAGGGAACUCUGUGUGGUCUCGUAGGGCCUUAUGUGGUCUCAUAUGGUGUUAGAUGGU